UAAUUAAUUCUCUGUUUGACUUAUUGUGAUCACAUCGUGAAAAAGAGUUAUUCCCAAAGUAACUGCGUUUGACUUGUAAAGAACAAGCGARAAUGCAGCAAAGGCUGCCAUUUCUGUUUCURACYGGUUUUCUAGUAUUUCUGUCSUUAAACUGUGCUAGCUUUGUCCAUGGCGUAUCRCGAAAUGAAGAUGAAGAGUUACGCGAAGGAGAAUUGGGUUUCACAAACACCUGGGCUGUCGAGCUUGACACAGAAGACGAAGACGUAGCCAAAGAUAUUGCUAAACGUUACGGCUACGAAUAUGGAGGCAGAAUUGGUUCACUUCCAAAACAUUUCAUGUUUAUUCGUCGAGAUGAUAAWGAAAAAGCUCUUCUAAAUGAAGUACAACAAGACGAGAGCGGUGGAGAAUCGAACAAGAAUUACAAAAGAGUCCUUGAAAAACAUCCUAGGGUAAAGUGGGCUGAGAGACAAGCUGUUCUUCAGCGAGAAAAACAGAUAGAUAAACGGCACUGAGAGCUCUARUUUAUGYAUACUGACUUAACMUGAACGGUGAGUUUUGCAAGUAGACGUUGCAUAAAAACAGCGAGCCCGGAAUGCAGUCCCGAACUGUUUCAAUACUAAGUUGAUAAAGCUGUAAAAUUCUCGUGAUUCAACAACUAUAUCUUAUAGUUUUGUAGGAAAGUAAAUACAAGCUUUCAAUAAGAUUCRUUUUUUGAAAUUAUAUCAAUUUAAGGACUAGCUCUUUCGACUAUAUAUAGUAUUAUGGUCAUUUCGUCAAGUUUAAUCCAUCUUACUGCUUACAGAUCAUGCUAUGUCAUUUUCAAGGGCGAUUCAGUACAGUCGUUUGGUCCUAGAAUAGUUGAUAUUCUAAGUAAAAAGCCAUUGUGUUACGAAGAACAUAAGAUUAUUAUAGAAUCUGAUGAUGCGUGCCAUGGACAACAGAUGAACAAGAACUGCAUGCAUCAGUUUAAAUUGACAGCUAAAGAAUAAUUAUUUUGAUUAAUAUAGACAUCUUUUGUUAACAAAAUGUAAUUAAGAUAUUACUGUUUUCGAGUUAUGACU
Messenger RNA from Exaiptasia diaphana, 1061 nucleotides. RefSeq names its product PC3-like endoprotease variant B. The transcript has a single exon. The record is from RefSeq and is a predicted model, not a curated record. Bases 93 to 512 code for a protein of 139 amino acids. Lineage: Eukaryota; Metazoa; Cnidaria; Anthozoa; Actiniaria; Aiptasiidae.